AUGAUUCUUCUGGAGACCCACAACUGCAUCCUGGUCGACCUCAUUCGGCAGAGGUUCGAAGCCUCACAGAACAAGGACAGGAAGGAGUCGGUGGAUAUCACCAUCGCCGACUUUGACGGCGUGAUGUACCACCUGACCAACAAGUCUGAGUCGCGGAACGUCCUGACGGUGUCCAUCUCGUGGAGCGCCAUUCACGACAUCACUCCCCUUGGCAUGGUCGAGCGCAUGAAGGUCAUCUACGGUGCCAUGGUCGUGCCCCCUGAGCCCUCGUACGAUUUCUCCGUUCAGUUCGAUCUUGAGAACCCUUCCCUCAACAUUGAGGAGGUGAUCAAAAAGGUGUCGCUGUUGAAGCGCAACAUUCUUGCGGUGCCGUUCCUCAACGUCGCCGAGGGCAAGACCAAGAACUUGGUGGUCAUCAACUACCGCUCCAACGAGGCCAUGUACAUCAAGCCCGAGGCCGACUCCGUGACCGUGAUCUUUUCCAUCAACUUCAAGGAUCAGGGUGAUAUCGUGCUGGGUAAGGUGUUCCUCCAGGAGUUCCAGGACUGCAGGAGGAGCAUGAGCGGCGCCCCGGCCGUGUCCUUCACUCAGAGGGAGAGGCCUCUUGAGCUCAGGGACGUGCAGGGCGUCUACGAGGGCGCUGACCAGGGCUUCGUAUCUUUCGUGCUGUUCAAGAACCACUUGGACCCGGUGAGGAGGGAGAAGUCCAUAGACAUGAUCCAGAUGUUCCGUGACUACCUGCACUACCACAUCAAGUGCUCGAAGGCUUACAUGCACACCAGGAUGAGGCUGAGAGUCGAAACCCUCCUCCAGGUGCUCAACCGGGCCAAGGUCAAGAACGCCAACCAAGAGGAGAAGAAGACUGCCACUGGCAGGACCUUCAAGCGCGACUAA
Molecule: messenger RNA, 894 nt
Organism: Acanthamoeba castellanii str. Neff
Lineage: Eukaryota; Discosea; Longamoebia; Acanthamoebidae
Product: ARP2/3 complex 34 kDa subunit
Exons: 4
Coding region: 1-894 (297 amino acids)
Biological process (GO): actin filament polymerization; Arp2/3 complex-mediated actin nucleation
Cellular component (GO): Arp2/3 protein complex; actin cytoskeleton
Molecular function (GO): structural constituent of cytoskeleton; actin filament binding
Source: RefSeq, a predicted model, not a curated record